AUGAUCGAUUUGCCUGUGAAAGAAGAGGAGUCGCGUGAUGUGCCUAAAUCGAAUACGACUGUGAGCACAAUGUCCGUGGGCGAGUACUUUGCUGCAAAAAUGGCAGCACUGAAGGCGAAGCGUGAACAAGGAAUGGAAGAAAUGAUAGUGAGUCCGUUACUGCCCAUUCACUCCACAGCUAUUUCCAACUUUAGGUGUAUUCAAAGCGUUCAGGUUGAUGUCGAUGUUAAGAACGAAGAGGCUGUGGUCAAGGAAGAGAUUACACAAGAGGAAACAGAAGAAGAGAGAAAAGACAGAAAGAAGAAGAGAAAAGAGAUGAGAAAACUGCGCGAGUCCGUGCAAUACAAGACACCAACAGAAUCUUGCGAAGUGAAGGUCGAAAUUGCUGAAGAAGAAGAGACUCAAAUCAAAAUUGAAGUUUGUGAAGAAGAAGAUGAGCUUGAGAAGGAAGGAAAGAAGAAAAAGAAGGACAAACAAUUUGUGGAAGAAACUCGUGGGGCCUUUUUUGGUAUUACUUAA
Messenger RNA from Strongylus vulgaris, 519 nucleotides. The record is from the annotation of a GenBank genome assembly. Lineage: Eukaryota; Metazoa; Nematoda; Chromadorea; Rhabditida; Strongylidae.